Messenger RNA from Nymphaea colorata (pocket water lily), 363 nucleotides. Its product is annotated as acyl-acyl carrier protein thioesterase TE3, chloroplastic-like. The record is from RefSeq and is a predicted model, not a curated record. Gene Ontology annotation, molecular function: fatty acyl-[ACP] hydrolase activity. The transcript is spliced from 3 exons. NCBI's taxonomy places the organism in Eukaryota, Viridiplantae, Streptophyta, Magnoliopsida, Nymphaeales, Nymphaeaceae. Gene Ontology annotation, cellular component: chloroplast. Bases 63 to 335 code for a protein of 90 amino acids.
UUGGGAUCGAUACAGAUGUCUUCAUUUCUAGUGACUACAAAGGGGCUAUAAGGGAAACAUGGAUGAAGUAUCUAUCUCCUUUAAAGCGGAGAGAUAGCUUUGUUCUGAAAAUGAAAAUCUCAGAAGUUUCGGCCACAAGAAUGCGCUUCGAGUACUACAUUUUCAAGCUUACAAACAAGGAGCUUGCCUUGGAGGGCACAUCAGUAGUUGUAUGGCUUGACGAGAACCUUCGUCCCACUCGUAUUCCGACCGAAGCAAAGUUGAAGCUGAAGAGCUACCUGGAUAACGGCAGUGUUGAAGAAUCAAUCCAUGUAGCUGAAUCUUCUCCCAUCUGAGGCCGUAAAGAGAACUCUGAAAAAUAAA